This is a messenger RNA of Asparagus officinalis (garden asparagus), 301 nucleotides long. RefSeq names its product probable beta-D-xylosidase 7. The coding region runs from base 42 to 293 and encodes 83 amino acids. Gene Ontology annotation, biological process: arabinan catabolic process; xylan catabolic process. NCBI's taxonomy places the organism in Eukaryota, Viridiplantae, Streptophyta, Magnoliopsida, Asparagales, Asparagaceae. The record is from RefSeq and is a predicted model, not a curated record. Gene Ontology annotation, molecular function: alpha-L-arabinofuranosidase activity; xylan 1,4-beta-xylosidase activity. Gene Ontology annotation, cellular component: plant-type cell wall. The transcript is spliced from 3 exons.
UGGACAAUUGGAAGGGGAAAACUCGAUACACGUUUAAUGCGAUGGUAUCUGUACAGGAUUUGGAGGAUACUUAUCAGCCUCCUUUUAGGAGUUGCAUUCAAGAGGCUCAAGCUAGUGGAGUGAUGUGCUCGUAUAAUCAAGUCAAUGGAGUGCCCACUUAUGCUGAUUACAAUUUUCUAACCAAAACCGCAAGGGGCUCUUGGGGAUUCUAUGGAUACAUCACCUCAGACUGUGAUGCAGUUUCCAUCAUCCAUGAUGCUCAGGGAUACGCAAAGACGUCAGAAGAUGCAUGAAAUUAGAU